Messenger RNA from Aspergillus alliaceus, 807 nucleotides. RefSeq lists its product as uncharacterized. NCBI's taxonomy places the organism in Eukaryota, Fungi, Ascomycota, Eurotiomycetes, Eurotiales, Aspergillaceae. The transcript has 2 exons. Bases 69 to 647 code for a protein of 192 amino acids. The record is from RefSeq and is a predicted model, not a curated record.
AUCCAUCUUAUGCGCCAGGACGUCUUCAAUUACCACUUCAGUCACUAGACAAAGCGCCAGCGUACACCAUGUCUGCUGUUCUCCUCUUCUGCACUUCAAAAGUCCCCGCUAGUACAAUCAACAGGCUCAUGCAAGAAUGUGCUCUACCGGACGGUGCAUUCAACUUCUUCAGCCUAGUCCGCACCCCCGAUCAGGAAACCCUAGACGAAUGGAAUACGGAACCUCUGAUCCAUGACUUCGACACCGGUUUCGAGGGCAAACGCGACACCGAGUUGCGCGAAUUCUUCCAAGCCCGCUUAGACAAACACACUGACUCCCAGACAACCAGCAUCUCUGACUCAUGGAUCGCGGUGCUUGAUGAUGAAUCCCGUUCCCAGAACACAGUGGUCCUGCACUACUCCUACGAAAGGUCAAGCUGGGGUCCGAAUCCGAUUCCGGGGCCUGCGGAGGUUUCUGGUGAUACGAUUUGGUGGAAGUGGAGGGUGCCUUUUCGGUCGGCUUGGACAUUCUGGAAUACUAUCAGCAGCGUCGGAGAAGAUGCUAUUGAGAUAUAUUCUAGGCCUGAGUAUAUCAGCUCGGAUGGUGUUUUACAGACGGAGACUCCAGAAAAGAUCAUUGAUGGGGAGAUUGAAGAUCCAAAGGCUUAAACGGUAUGAUCGGGUCUCGAGCACUUCUUGGUUUUAUUGUGCUAUAUCUCUCGCAAGCUGCCUAGUUUUGAAUGUCCGCCCACUCAGAAAGCACACAAUAAUUUGGGGUUGGAGCCUUUUAGCGUUCAAUAAAAUUCCCUUCUAGGAUUCCUGCAUCGAG